This is a messenger RNA of Apodemus sylvaticus (European woodmouse), 2503 nucleotides long. RefSeq names its product zinc finger protein 665-like. Lineage: Eukaryota; Metazoa; Chordata; Mammalia; Rodentia; Muridae. Gene Ontology annotation, cellular component: nucleus. The record is from RefSeq and is a predicted model, not a curated record. Gene Ontology annotation, biological process: regulation of transcription by RNA polymerase II. Gene Ontology annotation, molecular function: RNA polymerase II transcription regulatory region sequence-specific DNA binding; DNA-binding transcription factor activity, RNA polymerase II-specific.
CUGUCCCCUGCCAGGUCUCUAUAUGCUCCAACAAAACUGCAUAACUAUAAAUCAAAGAGUCCCAAUAUUUGAAACUUGGAGAAGAACAACAAAAAGAAUGAGUGCUUCUCUGGUAAACACUCCACAGGGUUUGUUAACCUUCAAUGAUGUGUCUUUGAACUUCUCACUGGAGGAAUGGGAAUGUCUCAAUUUUGCUCAGCGGUCAUUGUACAUAGAUGUAAUGUUGGAGAAUUUCAACAAUCUAUUGUUUUUGGAAAAUCAUCUCAUAUGUGGAAGACAUCAGAAGGUCUUAGAUCAAGACACAGAGUGCAAUGUCCAUGAACAUGUGAAUAUGCAAGAGAAGUCUUAUAAAUGUAAUGAGCUCAGCAAACUGAUUAAUGAAUCCACCCAAAUUACACCUGAUAAAACUAACCACAGAGAUGCCUCACUUCAAUCUUCAAACCUGAAAAGACUUAAAAUUGGGAAAACCAGAGAAGUUUCCAAAUAUAAAGACUGUGUAAAGUUUUUAAAUGAGUGCUCUAUAAAUAAUCUAAAUCAAGGAAUACAAAUAGGGAAGAAAGAAAACAACAAUCCAGAAUUUGAUGAGGGUUUUGUAUCUAAACAUAAACUGAUGCUGAAACCAAACAAUAAUGGUAAGAAGCUUUACAAAUGUAGGCAAUGUGACAAAUGCUUUACUGACAAAAGUAAUCUUAGAAGUCAUCAGCGAAUUCAUACUGGAGAGAAACCUUACAAAUGCAGUGAAUGUGACAAAUGCUUUACUAACAAAAGUAGUCUUAGAAUUCAUCAUAGAAUUCAUACAGGAGAGAAGCCUUACAACUGCAGUGAAUGUGACAAAUGCUUUACUGACAAAAGUACUCUUAGAAGUCAUCAGCGAGUUCAUACUGGAGAGAAACCUUACAAAUGCAGUGAAUGUGACAAAUGCUUUGCCAAAAAAUGCAGUCUGCAAUGUCAUCAGCGAAUUCAUACAGGAGAGAAACCUUACAAAUGCAGUGAAUGUGACAAAUGCUUUACUGACAAAAGUAAUCUUAGAAUUCAUCAGAAAAUUCAUACAGGUGAGAAACCUUACAAAUGCAGUGAAUGUGACAAAUACUUUACCCAAAAAUGCAGGCUUGAUAGUCAUCAGCGAAUUCAUACUGGAGAGAAACUUUACAAAUGCAGUGAAUGUGACAAAUGCUUUACUGUCAAAUGUAGUCUUAGAAUUCAUCAGAAAAUUCAUACAGGUGAGAUACCUUACAAAUGCAGUGAAUGUGACAAAUAUUUUACACAAAAAUGCAGUCUUGAUAGUCAUCAGCGAAUGCAUACUGUAGAGAAACCUUACAAAUGCAGUGAAUGUGACAAAUGCUUUACUGUCAAAAGUAGGCUUAGAAUUCAUCAGAAAAUCCAUACAGGAGAGAAACCUUACAAAUGCUGUGAAUGUGACAAAUGCUUUACCCAAAAAUGGAGUCUCCAUGGUCAUCAGAGAAUUCAUACAGGAGAGAAACCUUACAAAUGCAGUGAAUGUGACUAAUGCUUUACCCAAAAAUUCCAUCUUCAAAUUCAUCAGAAAAUUCAUACAGGAGAGAAACCUUACAAAUGUAGUGAAUGUGACAAAUGCUUUACUGGACAAUCCUAUCUUAGGAUUCAUCAGAUAAUUCAUACAAGAGAGAAACCUUACAAAUGCAGUGAAUGUGACAAAUGUUUUACUGACAAAAGUAGUCUUAGAAUUCAUCAGAAAAUUCAUACAGGAGAGAAACCUUACAAAUGCAGUGAAUGUGAAAAAUGCUUUACUGACAAAAGUAGUCUUAGAAUUCAUCAUAGAACUCAUACAGGAGAGAAACCUUACAAAUGCAGUGAAUGUGACAAAUGCUUUACUAACAAAUGUAGUCUUAGAAUUCAUCAUAGAACUCAUACAGGAGAGAAACCUUACAAAUGCAGUGAAUGUGAUAAAUGCUUUACUGACAAAAGUACUCUUAGAAGUCAUCAGCGAGUUCAUACUGGAGAGAAACCUUACAAAUGCAGUAAAUGUGACAAAUGCUUUACCCAAAAAUGCAGUCUGCAAUGUCAUCAGCGAAUUCAUACAGGAGAGAAACCUUAUAAAUGCAGUUAAUGUGACAAAUGCUUUACUAACAAAAGUAGUUUUAGAAUUCAUCAGAAAAUUCAUACAGGUGAGAAACCUUAUAAAUGCAGUGAAUGUGACAAAUGCUUUACUGACAAAAGUUGUCUUAGAAUUCAUCAGCGAAUUCAUACUGGAGAGAAACCUUACAAAUGCAGUGAAUGUGACAAAUGCUUUACUGACAAAAGUUGUCUUAGAAGUCAUCAGUGAAUUCAUACUGGAGAGAAACCCUACAAAUGCAGUGAAUGUGACAAAUGCUUUACUAAGAAAAGUAGUCUUAGAAUUCAUCAUAGAACUCAUACAGGAGAGAAACCUUACAAAUGCAGUGAAUGUGACAAAUGCUUUACCCACAAAUGGAGUCUGCAAUGUCAUCAGAAUUCAUACAGGAGAGAAACCUUACAAAUGCAGUGA